AAUAAUCAAUAAAUAUUAGUAUCAUUAAUUAGUAGUAAAAUUUAUAGCUAUUAUUUCUAAUUAGGAUGAAUGAUAGAAAAGAUGUUAAUCAGCUGAUUAAAUAGUAGUGUGUGAGAAGAAUAUUUCUUUUAAUUAAGAGAUUAUCACAUAAAGCUUUAUUAGAAGGUUUGGUUAAUAUAUAAUAAUAUUCUAAACUGAAUUUUUCAAAAAAGGAGAAGGUUUUAUAGAAAUUGUCUGAAAUAGUGGAAUAUAAGCAUUAAAUUAAUAGAUUAAAACCUAGUUAUAUAAAAGUAAAUGAAAGCAUCAAGAAUUAUUUGAGUUAAGAAAGAGAAAAGCAAAAUAAAUUAUAAGGAAUACUAUCAAAAUUAGUAAACAAUCAAAGACUUAAACUAUCUAAAUUUUUUUAAAAAUGGAAGUUUUAGAACUAAAACUCAUUAGAUUUUUUUAAAAAAACAAUUAAUAAGUAAUAUCAAUAAUCCUAGUUAGGAAAUUUAGAAGUUUUUAGAAGAAUUGUCAAUUUUCAAAUUCUGAAAAAGAUAAGUACUGCUUAUUAUUAAAUUCUUUUGGUAUCUUAAAAUAACCAAAAAAACUAGAGAAGCCAACAACAUGUUGAACAAGUGACAAGAAUUAUAAAUAUACUUUUAAGAAAUAAACUACAGGAGUUAAAAAUAAUAGCUUUUAAUAAAUUAUGUAAGUAGCUCAGCAUAGGAAGACAAAAUGAAAUUACUUAAAAUUAAAAUGAAAACUAAUCUAUUCAGAACGAAUAAAGAAAUGUUCAUAAAUAAAUUUCAAUUUAAAAAAGAAGUGAUUUGUAAAAGUAAAUAGACAAAGCAAUCAUCAAAGAAUAAGCCUUGUUUGGAUAGAGAUAUUAGUAAAAAAUAGAUAAAACAUAUAAUAAAAUGAAUUAAAUAAAGCCCUAUUUUAGGUUGUUUACUCUUAUAAAUAAAUGGAAGCAUCAGAAUAUUCAAAAUGCUUUUAGUUUAUGGAGCUAACUUUUAAGUAAAUAAAGCAAAAAUGAAAAAUUCGAAUAUAAAAAAAUCUUAGACAAGGUGUAUAUGGAAGUGGAUGAACUUUAAAAGAAAAUAGAUUAGUUACAGCCAUAGAAUAACUAGAUUUCGCCUUUAGAAUUCAGCUAGCAUUCUAAUCCAGUUUUGAGAUAAACUUUUUCUCAAGAGAAGUUAGAAUUUUAAGAUAUGAUGUUUAUUUAAUCAAAUGGCAUGAAUUUAGCUAAUUAUUAGUACCCAAAUUUUUACCCUUAUAUGAUGGUUGAAGAGCACAACCCUCAUGAGCAGGAAAUGGAAAUAGAAGAAAAUAAUAUUUACACAUUAGAAAAGGAACUUUUCAUAAUUAAUAUGAGAAGGAAGCUAAUUCUUUCUUUAAUGGAAAAUAAGCAAAAACUCAGAUAAGACAUUUAGAACUAUUACUAUUAAGAGGGAUUCCCUCAAGACUAAAACUUUUACUCUUACAUAAUGUUUAAUAUAAAAGACAAAAUAGAAAAGCUAAAUUGCUCAAUAUAAGAAAUACAAAAUACUGAAUAUUUUGAUAGAUUUAGAAAAGAAUUGUUUGAAAAUGUCAAAGACAUAAGCAGUAGUUUAUACUAAAUCUGCAGAGAUGAAGAUUAUAACCCAAUACAAAUUAUUGAAUAUUUAAAAUAAAAAAAGGAUGAUUAAAUUAAUUUCUAAAACAAUAGUUAGAUUUUCAUGAUUUGAGUGAUUAACUGAUUGAUUAACUGGCUUUUUUUAUUAUCAAAAAUAUUCGAAAUUAAUAUUCACUAAAUUAUUUAUUUAUAUAUUUUAUCAAUAAAUG
Messenger RNA from Tetrahymena thermophila SB210, 1806 nucleotides. RefSeq lists its product as hypothetical. The transcript is spliced from 8 exons. The record is from RefSeq and is a predicted model, not a curated record. NCBI's taxonomy places the organism in Eukaryota, Ciliophora, Oligohymenophorea, Hymenostomatida, Tetrahymenidae.